Thalassophryne amazonica is the source of this 2762-nucleotide messenger RNA. It is a transcript of the gene snx20, whose product is annotated as sorting nexin 20. Gene Ontology annotation, molecular function: phosphatidylinositol phosphate binding; protein binding. Bases 192 to 1103 code for a protein of 303 amino acids. The transcript is spliced from 4 exons. Gene Ontology annotation, biological process: protein transport. The record is from RefSeq and is a predicted model, not a curated record. Lineage: Eukaryota; Metazoa; Chordata; Actinopteri; Batrachoidiformes; Batrachoididae. Gene Ontology annotation, cellular component: early endosome membrane.
CUGCCCACUGAUUGUUUGUUUCACUUCUCCUUUCAGCCUGUUUGUCUUCCUCUUGCAGUUGCACUGAGCAGCUUGUCACCGCUCACCUCUUGACACAAUAAUUACUCUUUUUAUGACAAGCUGUGGAAUUUUGCAGCUUUUAGCAGCUUUUGACACAGCUGCAGGAGGCGAGCUGCAGCUGUUUGGAACCCAUGGCUGAAUCUGAGAGCAGCACUAAUCAUCAAACUGUGGCACCACCAUCUGAACUUAAAAGAGAAAGGAUCAGAGAUCAUCAGACUGAGACCCAGUGUGAAAAUCCUGGUUGUUCCAGUUUGACCACAAAGGAACUGCAGCAGAACUGGAGGGCGGUCAAGCAGAGAGAUCGUCCCAUCAGGUUGCUGUUCGAAAUCCCAUCAGCUCGAAUUGUUAUUAACAUGCUGUCCAAAUACGUGGUAUAUGAGAUCGUGGUGAUGCGCUCCGGCAGCUUUGACUCCAAGCGUGUAUCUGUGGAACGCCGCUUCAGCGACUUUUCCCACUUCCACCAACUGCUGCUCGCUGAGUUCAACGAGGAAAUUGAGGAGGUGGUUCUCCCACCCAAACGCCUUACUGGUAAUUUCAAUCCGGAACACAUCUCGGAGCGACGCUUGGCUCUUCAGGACUACCUAGCUAAACUGUACGCAGUUCGCUGUGUGCGAUAUUCAUGUCAUUUCCCCAAAUUUUUCACUGAGCAAGAGCAGCGGCGGGCACACGUUUUGCUGCGCUCGGGGCAAUUCAAGCUGGCUCUGGAGCAGCUGCAGAACAUUCUAGAAAUUCAGGAGAAGCUUGCACCAUGGCAAAGUGCCACGUUCCUUGUGCCCACACUCUGCGCCCUCGCCGUAUGCUAUCGUGACCUGGAAGAACCGGAACAAGCUUUUGCUGUGGCACAAAGGGCUCUGCCGCCCGUCAGGCGCUACGCACUUAAAACCUACAGAGCGCCGCUGCUGGAGCUGCUGGUGGAUUUAGGCUACCAGCUGGGGCGUCCUGUGGCCCAGUUACAAGAAGAGCUGACUGUGGUGCGAGACGCUGAGAGGGGCGUGAUGGCGUCUCGGUCUCUGAAGGAGUUAGUGGUCCAAGAGUUCAUCUGAAGACACUGAUGCUGAAGCUGCUCACAACUUUACUCGACUUAUGUUCACUCACCACCCACUUCUGGGAGUUUCCACGUGCACAGUUUGCUUUCUGCUUCCUGCUCAUUGUCUCAUGGUCAAUGUCUGUCCUGUCCGUCCUACUUCUCUAAAACACUGUAUAUCAAAAAAACUAAACUUUUUUGAGAAGCGUAGUGUCCCAGACAAGUUCUAAAAAAAAGUCCAUGUUACAUUAGACUGUAAAGCAGCAGGUUUUAAUGUGAGACUGGUCAUCACUCAGAGACAGGUUUCUGCAAAAUGCUGAAUUGAACUGAGAGUGUCUCCCAAAAUUCAUGAAAUUGAAUUUGAAUUAAAUGAGAACUGAGGUUGCAAACAGGAAGUAGAAUUGAAAUUCCAAUUGAUGAUUUUGGUGUAUUCCAGAAUCAUGCUUUACAGUAUAUUCCAUACAUGACUAUUUUACAUAUUUCAUACAAAUAUUGUUACUAUGAACUUCAUGUGCACAUUAUAUUUUAAUUACAGCAAAUGUAUCUCAUUGACAACUAAGAAUAAAAGCAUCUAUAAUAAAAAACAGAUCAUUUCAUUUGAUUAUUAGAACUUUCAAAUUAUGGAAAAUGAAAAUAUACUUCUCUUCCUAGAAUACUUUAUCCAAUGCUAAGCCAUCUCAGGACAUUUGUUUGAAAGUUCCAAAGUUUGUGAUAAUGGAAACAUGGAAAAGGACAAUAGGCCUUAAAGGUCUGUACUAGCUCAUUUUGGUGAGCUAAUUCCCACCAGGAAACCACCGAGUCAUCUGCAAAUACUGCAAUACUCCAAUCUGUGGCUCCAUCAAGGCAACUUCAAAUUUCAAACGGCAUCUACAAGUUAAGAGAUUUGUUAUUUGACUUUUACUUUGAUAGCCAUGGUAUUGGUAUCAGUAUUGGGAUCAUAAUUCAAAAACUAAUGUAUUCAAAAAUGACACACUUCUUGAAAUAUGUACUGUAACUUAUUCUCUUAUGCAGCAGGACCUUCUCUCUCUCUAAAUAAGGCCCCAUUAAAAAAAUAAAUAAAUAAAACAGUUGACAUCAGAAAAAAGUGUUUUUUUUUUCUCAGAAACCUGAAAAACGACACAUACAGCACCUGCAUAUAAUAAAUCUGGUUUCCAUGUUGUCAGUGUGCUACAUGCUAGUAGUGUGAAAAACAUGCACACUGUGUGUGAGAGAGACGGAGCGACUGACCUUACCGAGCUGGGCCCGACUCGGUAAACUUUGGUCGUCUUCGGCCAAAGCAUACUUGCCAUCUAGCGGACAUGCCGGUUCUUGCACCAACUGUACUGCCAUCAGUGAAAUUCGUCAAAAUAAAAUGUACCAAAAAAAAGAAAUUGAUGCGGGCUGAUUUCAGCAUGCGGGCGGGGAUGAUUAUCUAAUUUUUUUUUAAUGGGCCCUAGUUGCCACACUACUUAAACCCACAUGAGCUUCUCACUAUCCUAAUUUUGAACCUUGUUACUCAACCUUAGGAUAUCUCUUGAAAGCAAAGCAUUCUUGUAGACAAGAAUCUGAGCACAGUUUUGUGGUUUACAAGUGUCCUAGAGGGAACUUCAAUUUCAAUUUAUUUUCAUUUAUAUAGCACCAAGUCACAACAGAGUUGCCUCAAGGCACUUCACACAAGUAAGGUCUAACCUUACCAACC